Molecule: messenger RNA, 2858 nt
Organism: Cylas formicarius (sweet potato weevil)
Lineage: Eukaryota; Metazoa; Arthropoda; Insecta; Coleoptera; Brentidae
Gene: Hmt-1
Product: ATP-binding cassette sub-family B member 6
Exons: 12
Coding region: 221-2728 (835 amino acids)
Biological process (GO): transmembrane transport; heme transport
Cellular component (GO): membrane
Molecular function (GO): ABC-type heme transporter activity; heme binding; ATP binding
Source: RefSeq, a predicted model, not a curated record
AUGCUGUGGAAUAAAAAGCCCAUAGCAUAAAGAUUCUGUGCAAAACAUCAACGACUUCGUGAACUUAACCUUAGAAUUAAAUAUGCAGAAUUUGGAAUUUAUGACUAAACAAUUUUAAUCGGCAGGCCAUUAACACACUACAGCAUGUUUACAAGCAUGAGAUAAGAAAGUCGAUAUUGCAGACGACCCUGAAGACAUAUCAAUAGUUCAGUUCCUGACCAUGUUGGAGAAUUUUACGUACUGUCCACCAAACGUCUCGAUUUGGAACGUUUGGGUGAACCAUGGCACUUCCCAAUGUUUUAUGGAAACAUUCUCCAGCUCUUUGAUAGCUGGUUUCAUCCUGCUGGCCGGGACUAUCCAACUAUUUAUAUAUCGGAAGUAUGGCACAGAAAUUUCACCAAAUUAUUUGCCCAGCUCCAAGCUUUUCCGCUUCCAGCUCUUGCUUAUUAUUUUAUUGCCAAUCUUCGAACUGCUUAGGUUUAUUUUAAAGGCAACAAUCUUAGACGACAAAACUGUUUAUGGAUAUAUGAUAGUGUCAUUGGUAUUGACUGCAUUUGCAAAUUACUACUCAAUAUGGGUCAUAGUGGUGGAACGCAAUUAUCAACUACCUUCUGUGCCAACACAUGGACAUGGUAUAGUUUUGCUCCUCUUCUGGUCAGUCAUUUUCAUUUUAGAAAAUCUUGCUUUUCUAAACUUAAACCAGGACAGUUGGUGGUUCAAAUUGAAAAGCACUUCAGAUCAAAUCUCAAUGUCACUAUUUGUUAUCAAGUACAUAAUGUGCUUAUCACUCUUUGUAUUGGGCCUGAAAGCACCGGGAAUCCCCCAAAAUACAGAUUAUUUCAGCCUAAAUGAUGCCACAAGAAACGUUCGACCACAACCAGAUGAUAAUCAAUCUACAUGGAGAAACUUUUUUAAAAAAAUGAGAACAUUACUGCCAUUUUUGUGGCCAAAAAAGUAUUUCUCUCUGCAAUUUCGGGUGAUUUUUUGCUUUCUCUUACUGGCUGGAGGUCGGGUGACAAAUUUGUAUGUCCCUCUCUAUAGCGGUUUCAUAGUUGAUUCCUUGACUGACGGCAAGGGACACAAUAUAGAGUUCCGAUGGGAUUGGAUUCUUUUGUAUGUAGGCCUGAAAUUUUUACAAGGCGGAGGUACAGGGGGAAUGGGACUGCUGAAUAAUUUGAGGUCAUUUCUAUGGAUCAGAAUACAGCAGUAUACAACGAGGGAGAUUGAGGUUGAAUUGUUUCGACACUUGCAUAGCCUAUCGCUAAGAUGGCACUUGGGUAGAAAAACUGGUGAAGUACUGAGGGUAAUGGACCGAGGCACGGAUAGUAUCAAUAACCUUCUGAAUUAUAUGUUGUUUUCAAUAGCGCCUACCAUUAUCGAUAUAAUAGUGGCGGUGGUAUACUUUACCACUGCUUUCAAUGCCUGGUUUGGAUUGAUCGUGUUCGUAACUAUGGUAUUGUACAUAGCGGUGACCAUAGCUGUGACAGAAUGGAGGACGAAAUUUCAAAGACGUAUGAACUUGGCGGAUAACGAGACUCGCGCUCGAAGCGUCGAUUCUUUAUUGAAUUUCGAGACUGUAAAAUAUUACGCCGCUGAACAAUACGAGGUUGAUGCUUUUAAGGAGGCCAUUUUGAAAUUUCAAGAUGAGGAAUGGAAGUCUAUAAUCACACUGAAUAUGUUAAACACGGCUCAGAACUUGAUUGUGUGCUCUGGACUGCUGGCAGGCAGCUUAUUAUGCGCUCACUUAGUGGCGAAUGAACAUCAACUUAAAGUUGGCGACUAUGUACUUUUCGCCACUUAUAUAGUGCAAUUAUAUGUCCCUCUCAACUGGUUUGGGACUUAUUAUAGAGCUAUACAAAAAAAUUUCGUCGACAUGGAGAAUAUGUUUGAUCUCCUCAAAGAGGAGCAGGAGGUGGUCGACGCGCCUGGUGCGGGACCGAUAGCCGUCAAAAAAGGGGGCGUGGAAUUCAAUAACGUCACUUUUGGCUACUUGCCCGAACGCCUGGUACUAAAAAACGUUUCGUUUUCGGUACCACCCGGUAAAACAGUGGCCCUGGUCGGUCCAUCGGGUAGCGGAAAAAGCACGAUAAUCCGGUUGCUAUUUAGGUUUUACGACGUCGAGACGGGCGCCGUCAUCAUAGACGGCCAAAAUAUUAAAACGGUGACGCAAGAAUCACUGCACAAAGCAAUAGGGGUCGUGCCCCAGGAUACCGUACUGUUUAACAAUACAAUAAAGUACAAUAUAAGAUAUGGUAGAUUAAAUGCCGACGAUGCCGAGAUUUUGGAAGCCGCCAAGGGGGCGGAGAUCCACGACAAAAUUAUGAUGUUCCCGCAGCAGUAUGACACUCAGGUGGGCGAAAGAGGUCUGAGACUGAGCGGUGGCGAGAAGCAGCGCGUAGCGAUCGCGAGGACGUUGCUGAAAGCGCCGACGAUAAUACUUUUGGACGAAGCCACAAGCGCCUUGGAUACCCAAACGGAACGCAACAUUCAGGACUCGUUGAAUAAGAUGUGCGCGAAUCGCACAACGAUCAUCGUGGCUCACAGGUUGUCCACCAUAAUACACGCAGACGAGAUUCUGGUCCUGAAGGAUGGCGAGAUCGUCGAACGGGGAAAACAUGAGAAUCUCGUGGGACAAGAGGGGGUGUAUGCCGGCAUGUGGAAACAACAGCUGGAGAGCAAAGACGCUUCCUCUAACGAAGCCAGCUUGGAACAGAGUACGAACUCCUAGCGGUUGGACAAUUUAUAUCUCGGUUUAGGAUAGUUUUUUACCGUAGCUUUGAGUUUAAAAAUGUUAAGUGAUAUGUGAUAAGGGCCUUGUGCUUUUUUCUGGUGUUGAUAAAUAUAUUGUAGUUAUGUUU